AAGACGUAGCUCUGCGCAUCCAACAUGUGCACAACUUUCUGCUCUCCGUUGACUACAUUGGACUACAAUCCCAGAAUGCGUAACGAGUAGAUACCUAUGGUGGAGCGCAAUGACUGAGGAGUAUGAUGAAGAGGUGGUGUUUGAGAACUCUCCGCUGUUCCAGUACUUGCAGGAUCUAGGACACACGGAUUUUGAGGCAUGUCCAACGGUGUCGCAAGAGGAAGAGCCGUGUGUGGGGGGAGGGGAGGGGCCCUUCCCACAGGAAGAGCCCUGCCUGUCCAGGGACGGCCUCUUCUGGAGCCUGGCUGAUGCCUUGUGGAGGCAGAGCUUCUUCCACCAGGGCGGCGUGGCUGAGCACCAGGAGCAGCAGCUGGAUGCGGACUUUCGGCAGUACUCUCUCCGCACCAUCCUGGAGCAGGACGUGCUCCUGCAGGAGGACGUGGAGCUCAUCGAGCUGCUGGACCCCAGCAUCCUCUCCGCGGGCUCCUCGUCUGACUCCGCCCCCGCCGCCGCCCCGCCCGCACCCCGCUUCCUGGCCACACCCACCCUCUGGGACCUGGCGGUUCUGGCGGCGUUCGUGGCGGUAAUGGCGGCCCUGCGGUCCGCGGAGGGCGGGCCGGGCCCUCUGGUGGUGGUGCCCUGGCUGCUGGCACUGGCGGCGUUCCUGGCGCUGCGGGGGGCGGGGCUGUGGCGGACGGGCAGCCUGCAGCGGCGCAUGUGCGCCAGCGGGGGGCAGCUGCGGCAGCUGGCGCAGGACAGCCGCGCCCUCACCGGCCUGGCGCGCAAGUCCCUGCGCCUCCUGCAGGAGACCGAGGUCAUCUCCCGCGGGUUCACACUUUUGCUCGACAGGGUCAGUGCGGCCUGUCCGUUUAGCAGAGCAGCGCACCCCCGCAGCCAGCAGCUGCUGGGCCUGAGGAAGGCCUCCUACCGGACGCUGCGCUCCGCCUUCAGGGCCUCCCGCCUGGCCACCUGCCACAUGCUCAAGUCGUAUCCCAUGGACUCCGAAAUCGACAAUGUGACAAACUACGUCUCCACGGUUCCCCUGAAGGAGCUGGGCCUGGGCCUGGGGGCGGAGCAUCUGACUGACGAGCAGGUGCAGGAGCUGACGGACGACUACAGCCUUCCCGCGCUCAAGGUGGUCUUCCAGCUGUGGGUGGGGCAGAGCUCGGAGUUCUUCCGGCGGCUGGCCCUGCUGCUGUCGCCGGGCCGGGACGAGCGGAGGGAGGGGGCCGGCGACGGCGGGGUCCCGGGGCAGCGGCGGUACCGGCGGCCCGCCCACCAGGUGGUCGCCGAGGUGACGGGGCCCCUCGUCCGCGCGCUCUCGGGUUGCCUGGGCAACCUGCGGCGCAGCUACGACUUCCACCGCUACUUCGAGACGCAGCGGCAGUCGCAGGGGAGCGAGCGGGCCCGCGUCGCGCGGCGGAAGUGCCGCGAGCUCAACAGCCUCCACGCCUCCGUGCGCAGCCUGCAGCUCCACCUCAAGGCCCUGCUCAACGAGAUGAUCAUUCUGGAGGACGAGCUGGAGAAGCUGAUGGUUUCCCGGGAGACGACGGAGGUGACGGACAGCGGGUACCAGGAGCUGCAGGACAGGCUCCGCCUCCUGCAGCCGCACAUGCAGGCCAGCUCCACCUGCUGGGACGACACGGUGGCGCAGGUGGAGCGCAUGCUGCGCCGCGCCGGCAGCCGCCCCGACGACUCACUCGCAGGAACCCCUGGAGAGACGGAGGAGAACGCCAGCCCGUUGCUACCCACACCUCCCCCAAAAAUCACUUUCAUCCAGGACAGGGAUCCCGUCCCAGAGGAGCAGGAGCUGGAGGCCUACGUGUCGGACUCGGACUCGGACGAGGAGUGGCGGGGGCCGCUGCUGGACCUCCUGUCCCCGGAGGAGCGGGAGCGGCAGCGGCGGGAGAGGGAGGAGUCCCGGCGGGUGCUCCUGGAGCUGAAGUCCGUCCUGGGGAUGCGCGCGUCUGAUAAGGAGCGCCAGAAGUGGAAACAGCUGCUCUUCAGCGACCAAGCCGCCCUGAACACAGCACUGCCUCCUGAGCCCACAGAACCUCAGAGGCCCUCUGACCCGCCAGACCAGCCGCAACCAGCGAGCGGAGAGAGCGACCGUGCGGCGGACCAUCCGGACCACCGGGGGCACCCCGACCCCCCUCCCGCGCAGACGGAGUUCAGCUGCGGAAGCUCCGAAACGGGGCGGGGGACGCCCCACGCGCCGGCCCCCGACGGCAAGGCGGAGACCCUGCACUACCAGUAUGACGGCUCGGCGGGGGCGGAGCCGGGGGCGGAGCGGAACGGCGCGGAUUGGCCGUUCGUGGCCAGGGUCCCGGCCGUCACGGUGAUGGACAGGCUGACGGAACUGCACGGCUCGGCCACCCUCAGCUUUAGCUCCGCCCUCGCGGCCCAGGUGGCCGCCCGCUCGCACGCCUUCGCCAACAUGGAGGAGCAGACCUUCGGAGACGAGGAGGAGGAGGAGGGGGAGCGGGAGGAGGGGCAGGAAGAGGAUGGACAGGGGCUGGAAGAGGAUGUGAUGUCACAGCCCAGGACAUCGAGGCAAACAGAUCAGGACUAAGGAUAUUAGGAGUUGUGCUUUAUAUUUUUUUUUAAUGUACAGCCAGGAUAUUUAUUUUGACAGUUUUCUGUUAUUUAUUGAGGCUUUUUCUUGUUUUGAGUUGCGAUGUAUUUAGGAGUGUGUCAUUUGAAUUUUUUUGUGACUGAUUUUGCACUUUUGCUGUUCAUCAUUUGUAAGAUUUGUCAUAAAUUUGUCAAGGUUUUAUCCUGUUACAAUCUAACGUGGCCCUUCUUGAGUCAGGGUUCAGCCCUCAAUCGCAGCUAUGGUUACGGUGAGGCCAGCCCCUACGCAGCACCCUCCACACAAAGGUCAAAGGUCAUCGGCUGGCACAGGCACAUCUUAAACUGUAACUAUACAGGAAAUCCUCACGUCUUGUUACAAGAUGUCUUUUUAGUUUAUUAUCUUUAUGCCAUUCUUUUGUUCACCAAUUGAGGUGGUGUCAUGAAGUUUUCUGUUUUUUGGGGGGAUUUUUUUGUUGUUGUUUUUUUACAUUCACUACAGUUAUUAGAUUGUUACAUUAAUCAUUUUCUUCCUGGAAGAGGAUUCUGCUCGUAGCAUGAUUGUGAGUAUAGUCAUCAUAUUCAGUAUGAACUGCUUGGUGAACACAGGCUGCUAAUAGACUGGAAGUGUUGAUGUUGAAGUUGUUAGGACUGAGGUGUAUUCUACCUCAAAAAUGUGUUCCAGUGGAUGGGAACUUUGUUUUAUGUCCCGCUACAUGGCACGUUUCACAAAUUGGUCUGCAAAGUACUCUGAGCUCAGUGGAAUGUCUGGAGCUUCUGAAGAUAGAUCGGUAGAUCACACUCUUAACUUUGGUCAUUCUGAAGCGAAUGAACGUUGAUUGUCCACAUGAUGUGUUAACCACAGUGUUAGCUCGCAACAUUCUGUAAAAUUAAUUUCCUAUUCCCGUCCAAAUUUGAGCCUUAAAAUGGUACAGUUGUUUGUUUCACAGUGAGAGGGAAGCGAAAACUAUUUUGACUACCUGAGAUGGACAGUUCACCGGGAAGGCCUCAGUUUAGCCUGUUCUGUAGCACACCCACGUCAUUGGGAUGAAAGCCUUGAGCCGAACCCUCCUGAGUUUUUGGGAUCGGUACCUCGCCUACUUCUCCAUUACGGCACGCCUGUUCCUCCCCCUGGCCCAUCUCGCACUGCCACCUGCUGUUGACCAGCUGAGUUGCGUUCCUGAAAGACAAGCAACGUGGACUUCUAAAUCCUGUUUUUUGUUUUUUUUUGUGCGUCACAGUCCGGUUUGGAAACCGUCCGGUUACCCAAGAGGCAACAGUCCCGGUCCGCCCCGGUGUGUCGGCAGCACGUCAAGUGCGGACUGCCGCCUUGUCCAAUCCGUGUUGUCCGUAUCUUCUCCUGUGUUGUCUCUUACAUUUUAUUUGAGCAAUAAAAUAAUGUUUUAAGAACA
Messenger RNA from Anguilla rostrata (American eel), 3983 nucleotides. RefSeq names its product vezatin, adherens junctions transmembrane protein (gene vezt). Gene Ontology annotation, molecular function: myosin binding. Bases 110 to 2572 code for a protein of 820 amino acids. NCBI's taxonomy places the organism in Eukaryota, Metazoa, Chordata, Actinopteri, Anguilliformes, Anguillidae. Gene Ontology annotation, biological process: cell-cell adhesion. The record is from RefSeq and is a predicted model, not a curated record. Gene Ontology annotation, cellular component: plasma membrane. The transcript has 12 exons.